Meleagris gallopavo (turkey) is the source of this 1878-nucleotide messenger RNA. It is a transcript of the gene DDRGK1, whose product is annotated as DDRGK domain containing 1. Gene Ontology annotation, molecular function: ubiquitin-like protein ligase binding. Lineage: Eukaryota; Metazoa; Chordata; Aves; Galliformes; Phasianidae. Gene Ontology annotation, biological process: cartilage development; protein K69-linked ufmylation; negative regulation of IRE1-mediated unfolded protein response. The record is from RefSeq and is a predicted model, not a curated record.
UUAAGAACCAGCCUAGGUGUCUUGUGCAGGCUUACAACACCAUGUCAGGAUGACUGCAAUCUUAAGAGUGUCAGAGCAGCUUUUGAAAUGAAUGAUACCAUCAAGGGAGAACUCAAACGUGUUUUAGAAGCUUUUUAUCUGCAGUCUGCCACAGUAGGACCAGACUGCAGAUAAAGGAAACGCAACUGUACUUUAAAACUAAACCCCCUUUGGGGAGGAGCAUGCUGACCACGUCAUCUUUUCUCUCUAGGAAGAGGAGAAAAGGAAGGCAAAGGAAGAAGAGGAGAAGAGAGAGUAUGAAGAGUACCUGAAGCUGAAGGAGAGUUUUGUAGUUGAAGAGGAAGGGGUUGAAGAAUCAAUGACAGAGGAAGAGACUCGCAGCUUUCUGAAGGAAUUUAUCGAAUACAUUAAGAAAACAAAGGUAAUUCAGCUGGAGGAUUUAGCUUCACAUAUGGGCUUAAGAACUCAGGAUGCAAUUAACAGAAUCCAGGACCUGAUGGCAGAUGGCACUCUAACAGGUGUAAUUGAUGACAGAGGGAAGUUCAUCUAUAUUACGCCGGAGGAGAUGGCUGCCGUGGCUCAGUUUAUCAAACAGAGAGGACGAGUAUCCAUUGCAGAGCUGGUCCAAGCAAGCAAUUCCCUGAUCAACCUCCAGCCUGACAACCAAGCUGUUGCUCCAACUGUGGCAUGAAACUGUGGCGUGAGAAAAUACAGGAGUUUAACUUUUUAAUGAAUAAACCACAUAACGAAAAGCAAACAAGAACCCUUCCAGUCUCUGUGCAGUGUUUGGAGAUAGGAGGCUUUGUUUAAGCAUUAACUGCAAGAAUUGAUCAGAAGUUUUGCUUUUGGUUCUUUUAGGGCUGAUAAAAAAUUUGCACAAGAUAAGCUAGUCAAGAACAUGAGGCUUAAGCACUCUGAUGCAUUUGUACACCAGGGAUAUCAGUAAUUGGCAGCCAGUUACUUUAUCUAGGCAGGCACUCUCACGUGACUGUACCCAUACUUGUUUUCAAAUUCUAAUCUGUAUCAAAUACAUUCGGUUCAGACCCCAUUCUGAAUUUGCCAGGCUUGCUCUGCACUUGCAGAGUAUAAUGUUGUGGCAGUGAUAAAUACAGCCUGGAACAGUAGGACUUAGGGAGUAAGGCUUUUGGGUUUUGUCUUCUGCCAAGAGACGCACACACACACCUCCAGGGAAAGGCUAACUUGCUUCAUGUAUUGUGCAGGACAAUUCUACUGAUAGCAACCAGGUUGUGAUGAUUCAUCCUGUGAAGUACGAGCUGGCUCAGUGUGUCUGGGGACCCCAAACACCCCCACUUCAUGGCCUUUGUUUUUUUGAUGUAUUAAAAAAGUCUGGCAGUGUGAAUCAUGUAAUUAAAGUUGCAAGUAAAUGAUUACUAAUAUCUUAAUUCUAGGGGGUCAGUGUGUUUCCUGCAUAAGAAUAUUUAUUUUUAAUAACCUAAUUGAUGCUUGCUAAUUCUCUUUUCUGAAUUCAACUGAAUCUGUGUAUCCACACAAUAAUUGGGGAGGACAAGGGGUUGGUUUUGUCUGCGCCAAAGUUAGAGGUAAAUUGAGUAGGCUGAAAGCUGUGUUAUCAGUGAGAUGAGAUAGCAAUGAAACAAUGGAAGGAAGCAUAUUUCCUGUCUAAUCUCUGCACUGCUGCUCAGUGUUUUGCUAUGCAAGAGUGCUGGGUUACAGCACAGCGCCAUGCAUUGGUAUGAAAGAUCAGCAAUUCAUUAUUACUGGGUUGCACCAUGUAGCUCAACGAGGUUACUUGAUGGGAGGCUUCUAAAGUCUCUUAAUUACUCAAAAUUUGGUUUUGCCACGAUGUUUUUUGUACUGUCCUAAACUAUUUUUGCAGUAAAAUAAAUUCUGUUGAAAGAA